Molecule: messenger RNA, 2765 nt
Organism: Sinocyclocheilus grahami
Lineage: Eukaryota; Metazoa; Chordata; Actinopteri; Cypriniformes; Cyprinidae
Gene: tcirg1b
Product: T cell immune regulator 1, ATPase H+ transporting V0 subunit a3b
Exons: 20
Coding region: 133-2526 (797 amino acids)
Biological process (GO): proton transmembrane transport; vacuolar acidification
Cellular component (GO): vacuolar proton-transporting V-type ATPase complex; plasma membrane; vacuolar proton-transporting V-type ATPase, V0 domain
Molecular function (GO): proton-transporting ATPase activity, rotational mechanism; ATPase binding
Source: RefSeq, a predicted model, not a curated record
AUGACUGUGUGAAGAAACAGGAAGCUCGUGGUUCUCAGUGCAGCUGUUAGAACUUUAUUCUUUCAAGAAGACACACUCACGUCCAGAGGCUGAGCUCGAUCUUCGUCGCUGUCGGUGUCGUAUCAUCCGGUCAUGGGCUCUCUGUUCCGCAGUGAAGAGGUCUGUCUGGUACAGCUCUUCCUCCAGUCGGGAUCGGCCUACAACUGUGUCAGUGAACUGGGAGAGCUGGGAAUCGUGGAGUUCAGAGACCUGAAUCCAAAUGUGAACGCGUUCCAGAGGAAGUUUGUGAACGAAGUGAGGAGAUGUGAGGAUCUGGAGAAAACCUUUGUGCUUUUGGAACAGGAGAUCGUUCGCAGUCUCUCUCAGACACUGCAGCCCCCCAUCCCGACCCCUCCGGCCCCUCAGCCCAGAGACCUCCUCACCAUUGAGGAGGAGAGUGAGCGCUUGGCCCGGGAGCUCCGGGAGGUGUCCAGGAACAGAGACAGUCUGCGGUCUCAGUAUACUCAGCUGUGUCAGUACAGAGGGGUUUUAAAGCAGACUCAUUCACUCACGGCCUCACAGGCCCCGCUGGUGUCGUUCGAGCCGGUGGCUCAGGCGGAGAACCGUCAGGACGUCAGGCUGAGCUUUGUGGCCGGCGUGGUUCAUCCCUGGAAAGUGCCCGCCUUCGAGAGGCUGCUGUGGCGUGCUUGUCGUGGUUACAUCAUUGUGGACUUUCAUGAGAUGGAAGAAAAACUUGAACAUCCUGAUUCUGGGGAGGAGGUGCAAUGGACUGUGUUUUUAAUCUCGUUCUGGGGAGAUCAGAUCGGUCAGAAAGUGAAGAAGAUCUGUGACUGCUUCCACACACAAACAUUCCCCUACCCUGAGAACCAGGCAGAGAGAGAGGAGACUCUUAACGGACUCCGAGGAAGAAUCGAGGACAUCAAAUCAGUCAUGGGUGAGACGGAGCAGUACAUGCAGCAGCUGCUGGUGCGAGCGCUGGCCCGUCUGCCCGAGUGGAUUGUGCAGGUUCAGAAGUGUAAGGCCGUGCAGACAGUGCUGAAUCUCUGCAGCCCAUCCGUCACUGAUAAGUGCCUGAUCGCAGAAGCCUGGUGCCCCGUGAGCCAGCUGCCUGCCCUGCAGAGCGCCCUGAGAGAGGGAGGGAGGAAGAGCGGCAGUAGUGUAGACUCAUUCUUCAACCGCUUGCCGGCAAACACGUCUCCCCCCACAGUCUUCCCCACCAACUCCUUCACUGCAGGAUUCCAGAACAUAGUGGAUGCUUAUGGAGUGGCGAGCUACAGGGAGAUGAACCCAGCUGUCUACACCAUCAUCACCUUUCCCUUCCUGUUUGCUGUCAUGUUCGGGGACGUUGGACACGGUCUUCUGAUGACGCUGGCGGCUCUCUGGAUGGUGCUGGAGGAGAAGGAUCCAAAACUGAGGAAAAAUACCAAUGAAAUCUGGCAGAUGAUGUUUGGAGGCCGAUACCUCAUUUUGUUGAUGGGGCUGUUUUCUAUCUAUACUGGAGCCAUUUACAACGAGUGUUUCAGUAGGGGCCUCAGCACCUUCUCAUCAGGAUGGCACGUACGGCCCAAUGCAGAAUACUACAACUGGACUGAGGAGACUUUCAGAAAUAAUCGUUACCUGUCGCUGGACCCCAAUGUCACUGGCGUUUUCACUGGUCCUUAUCCUUUUGGCAUUGAUCCCAUUUGGGGUCUGGCCAAUAAUCAUCUGACGUUCCUCAACAGCUAUAAGAUGAAGAUGUCUGUCAUUAUUGGAGUCAUCCAUAUGACCUUUGGUGUGUGUUUAUCCGUAUUCAACUACAUACACUUCAGAGAGAUCAGCAGUGUGUUUCUGGUGCUGAUCCCAGAGCUUUGUUUCAUGCUGUGUCUGUUUGGAUACCUGAUCUUCAUGGUGAUCUAUAAGUGGCUGGUGUAUGGCCCCAUGACCUCCGACUCCGCUCCCAGCAUCCUCAUCCACUUUAUAGACAUGUUCCUGUUUACUGAGAAUAAGGACAACAACCCUCUCUAUACGGACCAGAUGGUCGUGCAGAAGGUUCUGGUGAUUGUGGCUGUGUUGUCUGUUCCUGUGCUGCUCCUGGGAAAGCCAAUGCAUGAAUACAUCACACACAGGAGGAAGAGAACUCCGCUUUCGGGAGACAGACGUCCACUGCUAGCAGAAAAUGGCUCUAUAAAUGCUCACCAGGACGAGGUGGAUGCAAGAGGUGGAGGUGGAGGAGGAGGAGGAGGAGGAGAGGAGGAGUUUGAUACAGCGAACGUGUUCAUGCACCAGGCCAUUCACACCAUCGAGUAUUGUCUGGGGUGCAUCUCUAACACCGCCUCAUAUCUGCGGCUCUGGGCCCUCAGCCUGGCUCACGCCCAGUUAUCUGAGGUGCUGUGGUCAAUGGUGAUGAGUAUUUCCUUCAGGCAGCUCAGUUAUGUGGGCUCUAUCAUCAUGGUGGUUAUAUUUGCUGCCUUUGCUGUGCUAACUGUAUCGAUCCUGCUCGUGAUGGAAGGCCUGUCCGCUUUCCUGCACGCACUUCGACUUCACUGAAUAAAGUUUCAGAAUAAAUUCUACAGUGGAACAGGCUACAAGCUCACUCCAUUUACCUUCUCAUCAGAAGUUGGAGCUUUCUCUCUAAAGUGACCCAUGAACCUCCUCUUGUAGUCAUGGGAGUUAAAAGAAUGAAGUUCUUUUGCUGGGGGCACAAAGCACAUUUUAAACUGUCAUUGAAGCAUCUAUCGUUUUCUAUUAUAUUUUAGCUUGACUGCCACUGGGCGAAAAGCUGGACC